Molecule: messenger RNA, 2328 nt
Organism: Aspergillus homomorphus CBS 101889
Lineage: Eukaryota; Fungi; Ascomycota; Eurotiomycetes; Eurotiales; Aspergillaceae
Exons: 3
Coding region: 334-2157 (607 amino acids)
Molecular function (GO): protein binding
Source: RefSeq, a predicted model, not a curated record
CUUGUACAGUAUGCUAUUGUAUGCUGCUUUAAAUAUGGCCGCUUGUUCUUAUAGGCUGACUAGAGCUUUCUGAGCUUGGCAAAAUGCAGACUUAUUUGUGCACGGUAUUGACAUAUCCCUCCUAUGCCAGUGAUAGGGUUGCCAGCCCAUAUUUUCCCACAGCAUGUCUUUAAUCGCCGGCAGUAUAUAACAAAAUCCGCUUAGCAAAAUAGACACCUUCGCUUCUCAUCUUUAUUAUAGAGUCCUUGCACCAUACGUCAUUUCUGUGCCUGAUCUUACUGAGAAGGGACAAACACAGUGGUGUUUCAAGAUUCGACUUCUUCACCCUACAUUAUGUUGGAGGAUCUACCUGCUGAGAUUCUCUACCUCAUAGCAUGUCAUUUGCCUACUGUCAAUGCAUUAGUGCAACUUUCGCGGACCAGCAAACGUCUGCAUGCCACCAUUGCUGCCGAUAACUGGAGGAUCUUUCGUGCCUUUGUGCAGAAACAAUUUCCUGGCGCGAAGGUUCCUGGCUUCUGGAGAGAAGCAGCUCAGUCACUCACGUCUCGCUCGAGAGCCUUGGACAAGCAUGCUGUUGUAGGACGGUUUGUUUUUCCGCCGCAAGCAACUAGGAUCGGGUCUGAAAAGGCCAUCCGGGGCGAUAGGCCCACGCUGGGCUAUCGACCUGCCCUGGACACCUACGAGACCUGGAAUGGUUCAGGUUGGAAUGACCGCCGAGAGGUCCUCGCUUGGGGUGCGGCGGACGAACUCUUUCUGCGAGUCAAACAGACAGGCUCGAAAUCCCACGAGAAAUGGAUUAUCUUUAGCGAUCUGGAUCAUAUCAGCAGUGUAGACGACAUAUGUGGUCUGCACAUCCUGAACCCGAACCACCCAGCCUAUGAGGAGGGUACGGAGCAUCUGAUCUUUGCUCGUGCCCGUGGUGAGCUACACCAUCUCGCAAUCUCCAUCGACGAGCCUUCGCAUGAGUACAAGCAAGUGUUUGAGACAUACGGCCUGGGUAUUGAACGUACCGACUUGAGCAACGGGGAGGAACCUAUCCUCGCGGCGCACAUGAACAAUGGCACCAUCGCAUUGUACAAUACAGCAUCAACGAGCUCGAGAGUGUCAGAGUUCGCGCGAAUUCAGAUCGACCCGGCAAAGAAGGCCCGCAACAGAUACUCGAAAUUCCUUUCGUCCGACCUCCUGGCCAUCGGAACAGGGCGCAUCGACGAUGCGAUCGCUAUCUCCUCCAUCACCAACCAGCGCAUAUCGGUCGACCGAGAAAUCAGCCUGAACCUGGUUGAUUACGACAGAUUGGAUUCCUCCACGGCCAUCAAGUCGGACGUAAACGCCAUUGCACCUCUGAGCCCAACCGGGCAGGUCUUCCUCGCAGGAUGGGGCGAUCGCGGCGUCAGACUCCAUGACCUCCGCUCCAACGCAGAGCAUGAGCAGACAUACCGCGACGUCACCGACGACAACCCGAUCUACUGCAUCCAGCCCCUCACGCACAACCGCUUCAUCGUCGGCUCCGGCGGCGAAGCCCUCGUCAAGAUCUUCGACCUCCGCAUGGACCGCGGCUACAGCUACCUAGACGCAAAGCCCUCGAUGAGGAGUUUCGCGCGUGCAUCCCCGAAGAGCAAGACCACUACCGCUACCAUCAACACCCUGGACCACCAGCUCCAAAACCUCAACCUCAACCUCACCUCCAACGGCACCACACACCCCCGCAAAGAAAUGUCGAUCUACCUCUCCCAGCCCGCACCAACCACCUAUCACGCGCCGCGACCCCAGCACCACCGCCCCUACCGCGGCGCAAUCUACACCAUGGCCUCGCCGUCCCCCAGCUCCCCGACCCUCUACACGGGCGUCGCCGACGGCGUCGUGCGCCUGGACUUUGUCGCCACCGACGACCUCCUCGGCCCCGACCGCGCCUGGCACGCCGCCCCGCUCUCCCUCAACCUCGCCUCGACCCAGCACUCGCGCCGCGCCGACCGCAUCCUCGACCUCUCGGGCUACGAGCGCCCCGACCCCGCUAAUAGCUCGGCGGUCGUGCGGCUGCGCACGCAGCAGGCCUUCCGCGAAGUCUCGGCUGAGGACGCCGAAGAAGAGCGUGCUACCGGGUGGGACCGUCGGUGGACCCGUCUGAAGGAUUUCAGCUCGUGGAGACGGGCGCUGUAGAUGGAACAGAGCUUUUUGCAUGGUGAUUGGGGAGGUGCGAGUCGUGAGUUGCACUUUGGAUUACGGACUUUGGGUUCUUGUGCUUGGUUGGUCCGGUCAUUUAGGGUUCGUAUAGACCUGAGGUAUAAAGAUUGUUUUCUUUCCUGUUUUGUCUACGUUGCUGUACAGGGU